Volvox carteri f. nagariensis is the source of this 762-nucleotide messenger RNA. RefSeq lists its product as uncharacterized. Bases 1 to 762 code for a protein of 253 amino acids. The transcript is spliced from 3 exons. NCBI's taxonomy places the organism in Eukaryota, Viridiplantae, Chlorophyta, Chlorophyceae, Chlamydomonadales, Volvocaceae. The record is from RefSeq and is a predicted model, not a curated record.
AUGACCGCUUACCAUGCUUGCUUAAAUGAGAGAAGUGGAGUUAUGAGGUAUUUUUGUGGUACUCGCAGGUACCCUGUCAAAUAUCGCAUACCGCAAGUUGUCUGGCGAGGUAGCUCCACCGGCAAAGUAGAACGCCCUGUCAGCUUGGAAACGUGCAUGAAGCUGAAACGCGUGCGCCUUCACCUCCUUGCUCGGGAACAUCCGGACCUGCUCGAUGUGAAGCUCAACAGGUUGAAUCAGGAAUGCAAAGGGAUUCUGGGACCCAUUGUUAACGACACUGGCGGCUAUAUACACCCCGAGGAUUACAACAAGUACUGUGUCAUCCUAGACGUCGAUGGCAACACCUGGUCUGACCGCUUCGCCUCGCGCCUGGUUCACUCCUCAACCCCAAUUCUGAAGCUCGCCAGCAACUACACAAGCCACGUGGACCAUUUUUUCGCGCCAGGUGUAACUCUGGAAGAGUUUGACGGCAGUCUGAGCACAGUGGUUGAAACAGCCCGCAGGAUGGUGGAGGACUGCAAACAGAAUGCGGAGUUCUCUCGAGGGCAAGCUCUUGCGCGCCAAUCACAGGAGACGGCGCGAGAGCUUUUGGACCACAUCGGCGUCGUACGGUCCAUGGCGUACGGACUAGUGCAGUACCAGCGGCUGCUUGACUUUCCUUUCAACAGUUCCUUAGAGGGAUUUCAGAAAGUUGACAGGGAGUGCUGUAGCUACAUGAAUUUUCCCGUUGAAUUUGCUGAGGAGCUCAAAAGCGCACUGUGA